GAUCUGGCCUGCACUCGCUCUCUGUCUCUCUGCUGCACUGAGACUGCUGUGGGGAGCAUGUCCACUGACUGUGUGAGGUCACUCUCAGACAAAGCUGAACACACACUCACCAUGCACGAGCAUCUCUAUGCGAACACUGAAAUGGAAAAUCAGAAGCAGAGCUCCGAGGAACAUCAGCAGGACAAACUGGGACAGAAGAAACCCCGCAGGAAAGACACUCCCGUACUCAACAGCCCUCCACUCAUACCAGGCGUCAGACUGAUGAAGACAGAGGCUCAAAUGAUUCAUCAGGAGGAUGAGGAGAAGGAGAUGAAGAAGUAGAUGUGUUUCAAACAUUUGGUUUUCAUUGUAGCUAGCUAUUUUUUAUUGUCGUCUGAGCCUUCAUUUAAUGUAGGUUUCGCAGAUAUUUUUUUGCGUUGUCAUUUCAUCAUUUGAGUUACAUUGUAUAAACAACUUGGAAUGAUGCAAAUAACCUAUUUUAACUGCAGCAUGAACAUCAGGUUGGAAAAGUGUGAUUUUCAUUUAUAAAACUCUUUAUAAAAAUUUUCUAGUGCAUUAGUUUAUUCCUAUCAGUGUUGUAUAAGCGAUUUUAUGCAUAAUAGUACCCUACAAUGUGAUGAAACAGAGUUUAAAAUAGCUUGAAAUAUAUACAAAUUUUGAUGACUGCAGAAAAAUGUGAAUUUAGUUACACAUUAUCCCACCGGACACAACUUGACUGACCCUAAAACUGAAUUUUUCACACACUUAUCCAAAAAAAUAAAAAAGACUUGAUUUUCAAAGGGUUAAUAAUGACACAUCAAACAAUUUUGGAUUAAACGGGUUAAGUAUGAACAGCAGAUUAGAUUAGAUUGAGUCAAUCUAAAGAAACCUUUCAAGAAAAUGUCCAUGUCAUAUUUCACCCCAAAAUCUGAAAAAAAAAACUUAUGGUAACUAAAAUAAAAUAUUUUGUAAAAUAUUAAUAUGGUAACAUUUGUUGUAGUGCCUUUAUGUUUCCACAAUGGAAUGUGCAUAUUUGCAUGGAAUGUGCUUUUUAUUUUCACAACUGAAAAUAACAAUGACAAAAAAAAAAAAAGUACAAUUAUAUGGAUUUGU
Carassius auratus (goldfish) is the source of this 1092-nucleotide messenger RNA. Its product is annotated as protein phosphatase 1 regulatory subunit 17-like. Gene Ontology annotation, biological process: regulation of phosphatase activity. The transcript is spliced from 4 exons. Lineage: Eukaryota; Metazoa; Chordata; Actinopteri; Cypriniformes; Cyprinidae. Gene Ontology annotation, molecular function: protein serine/threonine phosphatase inhibitor activity. The record is from RefSeq and is a predicted model, not a curated record. Bases 58 to 321 code for a protein of 87 amino acids.